UAACUGCAUGUGGUGAUGUUUUGUUAACAGCUGCUUUUGUUUCUUACAUUGGUCCCUUUACUAAACUUUAUCGUCAAGAGCUAGUAGAACAUAUGUGGCUUCCAUUUCUGAAAUUGCAAAAAAUUCCUAUUCCAACAAGUACCGAGUUAGAUCUGGUUGCCAUGUUGACUGAUGAUGCAAAGAUAGCAACAUGGAAUAAUGAAGGAUUACCAAGUGAUAAGAUGUCAAUAGAAAAUGCUGCUAUUCUAACGAACUGUGAUCGCUGGCCACUUCUCAUAGAUCCUCAGCUACAAGCAAUUAAAUGGAUAAAGAACAAAUAUGGAACUGAUCUUAAAAUCAUGACUCUAGGAGAGAAGGGGUUUUUGAAAACUAUUGAAAGAACUUUGGCUUGUGGAGAUGUUGUCCUGAUUGAAAACUUGGAUGAGAAAAUAGACCCUGUGCUUGAUCCUUUGCUUGGAAGAAACACCAUUAAAAAGGGAAAGUAUAUCAAAAUUGAAGACAGAGAAUGUGAAUUCAACAAGAAUUUCCGUCUCAUUCUUCACACUAAGCUGGCCAACCCGCACUACAAACCAGAGCUGCAGGCUCAGACCACUUUAAUUAAUUUCACAGUCACAAAGGAUGGAUUGGAAGACCAGUUGUUGGCUGAGGUUGUUAGUAUUGAACGACCAGAAUUGGAGACAGUCAAGGCUGCAGAAGCCAGAGAAAAUGAAGUUAAUAUUAAUGAAGCCAGAGAGCACUAUAGACCAGCAGCUGCAAGAGCUUCUCUUCUUUAUUUUGUCAUUCAGGAUUUAAGCAAAAUCAAUCCCAUCUAUCAGUUUUCACUGAAGGCUUUCAGCAAUGUAUUUCAUAAAGCCAUUAAGCAAGCUGAGGCAUCAGAUGAUAUCCAGGAACGCAUCUCCAACUUGACAGAAGCCAUAACAUAUUUCACCUUCAUUCAUAUCAGCCAAGGACUUUUUGAGAGGGACAAACUCAUUUUUCUUGGCCAGGCAAUAUUUCAGAUUUUGUUGAGGAAUAAUGAGAUAGAACCUACCAUGCUGAAUUUCUUGCUACGAUUUAAAGUUGAGCAUACCUAUAAAAGUCCAGUUGACUUUUUAACAACUCAACCAUGGAGUGCUAUUAAGGCCAUUGCCUUAAUGGAUGAAUUCCGAGGAUUAGAUAAAGACAUUGAAGGUUCUGCAAAGAGAUGGAAAAAAUGGGUGGAUUCAGAAUGUCCAGAAAAAGAAAAACUACCCCAGGAAUGGAAAAAUAAAACUUCUUUUGAGAGACUUAUUAUACUACGAGCAUUGCGCCCAGAUCGGAUGACUUAUGCUCUGAGAGAUUUUGUAGAAGAAAAGCUAGGUUCAAAGUAUGUGAAUGGCACAAGAAUAGACUUGGCCAAGUCCUAUGAAGAAAGCAGUCCAGCUACUCCUGUGUUUUUCAUUCUUUCUCCUGGAGUGGAUCCUCUGAAAGACAUGGAAACACUUGGCAAGAAACUUGGCUUUACAAUUGACUGUGGGAAACUUCAUAAUAUCUCUUUAGGACAAGGGCAAGAGAUUGUGGCAGAGAAGGCAAUAGAAAAAGCUGCCAAACAUGGACACUGGGUUAUUCUCCAGAAUAUACAUCUUGUUAUCAAAUGGCUGAAGACCUUAGAGAUACUGGUAGAUAAAUACAGUAAAGGAAGUCACUGUGACUAUCGUCUUUUUAUCAGUGCUGAGCCCGCUCCAACUCCUGAAGAGCAUAUUAUACCUCAAGGAAUUUUAGAAAAUUCUAUUAAACUUAUUAAUGAACCUCCUACAGGAAUGUUAGCUAAUCUUCAUGCUGCUCUCUACAAUUUUGACCAGGAUACUCUUGAAUUGUGUACACGAGAACAGGAGUUUAAAAGUAUUUUCUUUUCUCUGUGCUAUUUUCAUACCUGUGUUGCUGGGAGACUCAAAUUUGGACCUCAAGGAUGGAAUCGAAGAUACCCUUUUAAUAUGGGAGACCUCACCAUCUGUGUUAAUGUGCUCUACAAUUAUUUAGAAGCAAACAGUAAAGUUCCAUGGGAAGAUUUGUGUUAUCUCUUUGGUGAGAUUAUGUAUGGUGGACACAUCACUGAUGACUGGGAUCGCAGACUGUGUCACACAUAUUUGGAAGAAUUUAUGAGCCCUUCACUGGUUGAAGGAGAUUUUGCUUUGGCUCCUGGUUUCCCAUCUCCUCCCAAUCUGGAUUAUAUUGGCUACCACAAGUAUAUUGAUGAAAUGUUGCCCACUGAAAGUCCUACAUUGUAUGGUCUCCAUCCUAAUGCCGAGAUAGAUUUCUUAACAGUUCUGUCUGAUAACCUAUUCAAAACUCUGCUGGAAAUGCAACCCAGAAAUCUGCUUGCUGGAGAAAUUAUAGGACAGUCAUUGGAAGAAAAGGUGAAAAAUGUACUGGAUGAAAUUUUGGAAAAGCUGCCGGAAGAAUUUAAUUUAGCUGAGAUAAUGCAAAAGUCUGCUAUACGAAGCCCAUAUAUUCUUGUGUGUUUUCAAGAAUGUGAGAGAAUGAAUAUUCUCAUGAGAGAGAUACGACGAUCAAUAAAACAAUUAGAUCUUGGAUUAAAAGGUGAGCUAACAUUUUCAUCUAGUAUGGAAACUUUACAAUCAUCGCUCUUCUAUGACCAGGUACCAGAUGCGUGGUCCAGUCUGGCUUACCCAUCUAUUUACAGUCUUGCACAAUGGUUUAAUGGCCUUCUUUUGCGAUGCCGAGAACUUGAUACCUGGACACAAGAUCUUGUACUUCCUGCAGUAGUGUGGCUUUCAGGCUUCUUUAAUCCUCAAUCUUUUUUGACUGCCAUUAUGCAAACUACAGCACGGAAAAACAAUUGGUCUCUGGAUAAGAUGUGCUUAACUACUGAUGUUACCAAAAAGAGUAGAGAAGAUUAUGGUCAUCCACCAAGAGAAGGUGCAUAUAUUUUUGGACUUUACAUGGAAGGAGCAAGAUGGGACAUUCAAGCAGGAGUUGUAGCUGAAGCUCAUUUGAAGGACCUGACCCCAAUGCUGCCAGUCAUCUUUGCCAGAGCAAUUCUGGUAGAGAGGCAAGAAACCCUGAACAUUUACAAAUGUCCAGUUUAUAAAACUAAACUUAGGGGUCCCACCUACACAUGGACUUUUAACUUAAAAACUAAAGAAAGGCCAUCCAAGUGGGUGCUUGCAGGAGUAGCCUUGCUUUUGGAAGUUUAGCAAUAUACUUGCAGGCACACGUUUUUUUACUUACAACAAGGUAUUCACAUAUUAUGUAUUUGGAAUGACCACAGACAACCUUCAAGAUAAUGCUUUUAUUGAAUUUAAUACAACAUAUAUAUUUACAUUACUGCACAUAGAAACAGUACAUAUGUACAAGUGAACAUGCAAAGGAUUAAGUCACUGAAUCAUACAUGUUACAUAUGUAAUAUGCAGAUAAACCUUUGGUUCAGCCUUCUUCACCUGAGUGAAUAACAUUUCAAAUUUCCAUAAAUGGCACAUAUGGCCCCAACCGAGACAGGCCUUGUAUGUACCAAUGCAAUGUAAAGUCACUUGUAUGUUCUGUUUGCACAGCAAAAGCAAAAAGUAAAUAUAUAAUAUAGCUGUAAACAAAAACUUAAAACAUCUUAAUUAUAGCCAGAGAAUAAAAUAUGUUAACUAUGGAAACUACUUUGGAGUUUCCAAACCAUUUUUUAAGCAGAUUUGACCACUUCUGAGCUUAAAGGUGGUUUUCAGUUGGUAAAAAUUAAAUUGGGCUGAAUUAUGCCCUUCUAAUUUUAAACAAUAUUGACCUUUAUAGCAUUUUUCUGCAUUUUUCUGUAAAGUAGAAUAAUCAGUGAUUUGGACUGCUUGUUUUCAGAAGUUUAAAGUCUGAUUCAAAUUACAAAGUCAAUUUACUCUUUUUAAACUUUAUAA
This is a messenger RNA of Ahaetulla prasina, 3872 nucleotides long. RefSeq names its product dynein axonemal heavy chain 11-like. Gene Ontology annotation, biological process: microtubule-based movement. The coding region runs from base 93 to 3176 and encodes 1027 amino acids. The record is from RefSeq and is a predicted model, not a curated record. Gene Ontology annotation, cellular component: dynein complex. The transcript is spliced from 19 exons. Gene Ontology annotation, molecular function: dynein intermediate chain binding; dynein light intermediate chain binding; minus-end-directed microtubule motor activity. NCBI's taxonomy places the organism in Eukaryota, Metazoa, Chordata, Lepidosauria, Squamata, Colubridae.